GAUAUAUAGACAAAAUGGGAAGAUCACCGUGUUGCGAUCAAGACAAAGGCGUGAAGAAAGGACCGUGGAUGCCUGAAGAAGAUGAAAAGCUCACGGCUUAUAUAAAUAACAACGGUUAUGGGAAGUGGCGGUCGAUCCCUCAGCUCGCUGGACUUAACCGCUGCGGCAAGAGCUGCCGGCUUCGGUGGAUGAAUUAUCUACGGCCUGAUAUCCGGCGAGGGGAGUUCUCCGAUGAAGAAGAGAGUACUAUCGUUAGACUCCAUGCCCUUCUUGGCAACAAAUGGUCGAAGAUUGCGAGUCAUCUUCCAGGAAGAACCGAUAACGAAAUAAAAAACUAUUGGAACACUCAUAUGCGGAAGAAGAUGUUGCAAAUGGGGAUUGAUCCAAUCACGCACGAGCCAAAAACCAACGAUCUUAGCCCUAUCCUCGACGUUUCUCAAAUGCUUGCGGCGGCUAUUAGCAACGGCCAAUUUGGUAACAGUAACCUCCUCAACAACAACACUGCUUUGGAAGAUCUUCUCAAACUCCAACUGAUCCAUAAGAUGCUUCAAAUCAUAACCCCCAAAGCCAUACCAAGCAUCAAUAGCUUCACUACCAAUUCACUCAAUCCUAAACCGGAGCUAGUAGUCAAUAGCUUCAAUACCAAGUCAGUGAAUCCUAAACCGGAGCAGGCGGCUGGACAACUGAAUGCUAGUGACCAACAUGUUAUCAUAAACCAAAGUGCAAAUGAAGAUUUCAUGCCAUCGUUUGAAAAUAUAUGGGACGGUUUUGAAGAUAACCAGCUUCCCGGUUUGGUUACGGUUUCUCAGAAGAAUCUGAAUUCAGGAAAACCGGGUACCAGUACUACUACUGAGGUAAAUUAUCAAGCUGGAACCGGUAUGAUGCCGAGUUAUUAUGGUGAUCAAGUACGUGAGAACCCAUCUACUGAUUCGAUAUCGAUUUCUCCUGAAACAUCUGGCUUGAACUAUCCCGGCACGACUCAACACUCAACCGGCUCGGAUGUCCUAGAGGACUGGGAGAAGUUCCUUGAUGAUGAAACAAGUGACUCUUGCUGGAAAAGUUUCCUAGACUUAACGUCGCCCACAUCGUCACCCGGCCAGUGGUAGAACUGGAUUUUGUUCAAGUCGUAUACUCAUAGUUUUAAAGAAAAUUCAUACACAAAACGUUGGAUUGAUAUUAUUUAUUAUUCUUUUGUAACAAAAUUAUUGAUUUAUAUGUUUGUAUUUCUUUUCUUAUAAAGGCAUGUUUGUAUUGUAUUAUUCUAUAUGAUUUUGUUUGUUGUGUAAAG
Molecule: messenger RNA, 1288 nt
Organism: Eruca vesicaria subsp. sativa (arugula)
Lineage: Eukaryota; Viridiplantae; Streptophyta; Magnoliopsida; Brassicales; Brassicaceae
Source: the annotation of a GenBank genome assembly